This is a messenger RNA of Lytechinus pictus (painted urchin), 5942 nucleotides long. Its product is annotated as TBC1 domain family member 16-like. The transcript has 11 exons. Bases 241 to 1746 code for a protein of 501 amino acids. The record is from RefSeq and is a predicted model, not a curated record. NCBI's taxonomy places the organism in Eukaryota, Metazoa, Echinodermata, Echinoidea, Temnopleuroida, Toxopneustidae. Gene Ontology annotation, biological process: activation of GTPase activity. Gene Ontology annotation, molecular function: GTPase activator activity.
AUUAUCCGGGUAUCCGAAUCAUUUCUGCGAAUGGCUGCAAGCUCAUCAGAGCACCUGACCCGGGGGUAUCUCGCGUCAUGAAAAGAAAACAGGAAUAUCAGAAAUCACUAACAGCGACUUUGGAAGAUAGUUUAUGAUACGACUUGAAUAUGAGAUUGUCCAUAAUUAGCUAAUGUGCCCACUUGUCUCUUUCAUUUGGAAAUUCCGUAUUUUUUAGCCUUCAAUCUAGCCUUCUUCGUCAUGUUCAAAUCCAGCGACGGACUCUUUAAGGGGGUGAAGUUCAAACGUCCUGGGCCGACGGGGGCGGCGUCUUCAACGAGAGCAGAGGCCAUAUCCAGCUGGGAGAACGAUUUGAGUGGGAGCGACGGUGAAGUCGCAGAAGCAAUUCCGAAUUUUGUCACAAGAACUUGCAGUUAUGAUGAGAGUUUUGAACAAGUGUUGCCAGAUCAUUGGCAACCAGUGAUCAGUAUUGGCGAGGAUGUAGAAAACACAAGAGGGCCUCCCCUUGAUCGGGAAAGAUUUGAACAUUUUUUUGACAGCGAAGGUCGUUUGGUGGAUGAGCAUGGAUUCAGGAAAGCUGUUUUUCGAGGUGGAAUUGAGGAAGACGUGAGGAAAGAUGCUUGGAAGUUCCUCUUUGGUUAUUUUCCUUGCCAAUCAACUAAAAGGGAACGAGAAGCUCUAGAGUUGGAGUUUGCAUUUCGAUAUGAAGCUCUGAAGGCGCGCUGGAAGACGAUCCUUGCCCAUAGAGGGCUCACUACAGGUGAUGACGAGCAGCAGACAUCCCAGUCAGAUUCAUCUUCAUGCAAUGGAGCAUCGUCGUCACUGUCUACCUCUUCAUCAUCCUCCUCAUCAAUCCAAAGACUUUGUGAUGAUGGCGAUGAUGAAAUCCAACAGAAGCUUGGCUUUGCCAGAUUUCAAGCCAAGAUUUAUGCGAGUCGUCAGCCGCUAGAUGAGAACGAUCUUGAUCACAUCAAGAAGAACCUCAGGAUAAUAGACAAAGACGUCCCAAGGACAGACAGAGAUUUAGAUUUCUUCAGGGGGCAAGGAAACCCAAACCUUGAAAAACUCAGGAAUAUUCUUGUUACCUUUGCUGUCUUUCACCCAACUGUGACCUAUGCCCAGGGUAUGAAUGAUGUCCUAAGUAGGUUUCUGGUAGUCAUGGAGAAGGAGACGGAGGCAUACUGGUGUUUCACCCUCUACCUAGAGAAGGUCGUAGAUGACUUCCUUGAAACGGGCAUGAUCAAGAAACUAGAAUCACUAAAGAGAUUACUAGAAGAGAUUGAUGAGCCACUGUUGAAACACCUCACACAUUGUGACAUGGGAGAUCUCAUGUUCUGCCAUAGAUGGUUGCUUUUAUGUUUCAAGCGUGAGUUUGAGUUCAGUCAGUGUCUGAGGAUCUUUGAAAUCAUCAGCAGUGAUCAUCUAGAACUGUGUUCUCUGGAUGCAGAGAGAGAACGGGACAAAGAAAGAGCAAGGGAAUUCCAGAAAACAGACGGUGUGAGUAGAUCAGCACCGGGAUCGAUAUCCACUGAAUACACCUUUGAGCUCUUUGUUUGCGUGACGAUCCUCCAUGAGUACAGGAACCAACUGAGACAGUGUGAUGAUGCAGCAAGCAUCUUUCAAAUGGUCAAUGGAUUGGCCCAGAAACUAGAUCUUGUCGAUGUCCUUGCAAAGGCGGAGAGUCUUCUCUUAAGUUACUGCCGGAAGUCGGUUUCAUCUGAAAGUACUUUUGCACUUAUCGAAUGAAAAGUUGCAAGCCUAUCAACUCACACAAUACAGCUGACAAAACAGGCCUUGUUGUAACGUAUCAUGUUUGACUGAAAUCCUGCAAGUACAUGUAUUAUCACCCAGAGUAUCCGCGUCUCAUUGGUAAAUCUCUAAUUGAUCUACACCGUCUUUGUCCGGUUCGUCUCAUCCCACAUGGUUUUAUCUUAGUUUAUCUACAGCGAGUUUGGCUGCUAACCAUUUGUUCAUUGUCAUUGAAUCCAUUUACCAUUUGGUCUAAUUUUCAGAUAAGCUGUACCCAUUAAUGGGGAAGUUCACCCUAAAGAAAAGUCUGUUGUAAAAAUUGCAGAAAAAUCAUUAAAAAUUUUGGUGAAGGUUUAAGGAAAUUUAUCUCAAACAUUCAGCAAUAUUUUUUAUUAUUUUUUCUGCUAUUUGUACAAUAAACUUUUUGUCAGGGUGAAGUUCCCCUUUAAUGUUUACUUGGUCAAACACUACUUAGUUAAUAAUAUGGUUAGAUGAACUGUUUAUGAAAUAAUUUUUCAUUUGUGUCAUCAAGUGCAAAAUAAAUGAAUGGAAAGUAGACCCAACUUGGCAUUAGACUAAAUGAGAAUUAGACUAAGUGUAUUGUAGACCAAAUGAUAAUUACAGUGAUAGUAGACCAAAUGGGUUUAGCCCAUGUGGGUAUUGGACUAUCUGAGUAGUAUAUGUAGACCUAUGUCUUGUAGUCCAAAUGAUUACAAACCUUUUCAUUGUGUACUUGUAGUUCAGAGAAAUUUUGUUCUGAGGGCCUUGUUAUGUGCCCUAAAUCAAACUUUCUUAAAAACUCAGAUCUUAGAUAAUGAAAGUGGAUAUGCCCUCUUUAUUGCCAUGAAGGUCUUAUCAGGUGAUGUGAAACUGCUCUGUAUGGGGCUUGAACCCUGAAUCGUUUACAGCUCAUAGAGAUAUCAAACCACUAGACUAAUAUUGUGAACUUGAAACGUAGCAAACAGUAGCUAUGAGCACGCCAUCAUGACAUCUCACGUUAUUGAUAUUGUGAAAUUAUAAUUCUAUACCUAAAAAUACACAUUUUGCUUGCCAUUCUAUUGUAAUUCAUUAAAAAAAAAUUUGGUUUCACUCAUCCACAUCUUCGUAGUGUGCGUGAAAUGAUGCCAUCUGUUGUUGGUUAUUGAACUUGUCGGAGAAAAAAAAAUCAUUUCAUAAUAUGAUACAUGUAUCUUCUUACAAAUCAGUCUAUUUUGUACCUCAGUUUUUAGAUGAAUUUUUUUAAUGUCAAUUUUCCCUUCAUUUUUCAUGUAACCUAUGAUAUAUUGUUGACAUACAUGUAACAGUACUUGCAUUACAACUUAAAAUUAAUUGUGUGUGAUUAAGAAAUAUAGUAAUUUCACUCUUCAUAAGUUAGGGUACAUGUGUACUUUCCAAUUAAAUCAAAAGAUGUGUAAUCAGCAUGGCAGCAAGUUUUUUUUUUCAAUUUUUUUUUGGAAUCGAUAUAUAUGUAAAAUGAUAGGAAUAUCUUAUCUUUGUAAAUUUCAAUAUCCUCAAAACUCCUUUUGUGGAAUUAUAGAAUAUGUAGCAUGCAGGAAUUUGGCUAACCUUUAGGAUGCCAUCUUGAAUUUUAAAUGAAUGUACACUGUACAUGAAUAUUGACAAAGAUAGGACAUUUAAAGCAAUACCAGUACUCUCAUUCGCUGUCUUUUUUUCAAACAUCUGAUCGUGCCUUUGUUUAUCUUCACCCAAAGUCUUUUAAAUAUUCUUCCAUAUCUUUUUCUUGUAUGUUAGAAUAAGAGAUUUUUUUAUUCGCUCGUCCACAGGUGGACUGCUAUACUGUGUCGUAAUAUCCUGUUUUGUGUUGACGAUAUAUACAUAGUCGAUGGGUUGGGUGAUUUCAGGUCCGGUGUUGGCCUUGGUGUUGAAAUUCGGAUUGCUUACCCUAGCUCCAAAACUUAUUCAGAGUUUGUAAAACUGAUCCAUCCAGAUCACAUUAUUGACAUCUCAACAACUAGUGAGUGACUUUUCGGGGCCAUCUUCACUUUAUGUUUGGUGUUAUAAUCGUGUAAAAAUUGACCUAACACCAACACCAUAAGGUCAACACUGAACUUGAAAUCACCCAUUGAAGCAAUGUGAGACACAGAGCGUGCCAUGACUACUGGUUCCUGACGCACGCGUGUCAACUGUUUCUGCUUGCGCAUGCUCUCGUGUAUUUUGGUGCUUCCCUCCACAACUCUGUAUGCUGUUAACGUAAAGCAGACUAUUGUGAUGUACUUACUCUCAGUCCAAUAGUGAACAAACAAUAGAAAAGUCCCUAUGACCAGGUUUCUCUAUUCUAACAGUAAAACAAAUUAAUUAAGUGAGAUCAAGAUUGGUGUUAGUGUUUAGGAGCACAUUUCAGAAUGCCUCUUGCUCCAACACAUGAUGAAAGUUGACAAAAAUGAUCAAAAUUAAAAUACUGAUUCCUUAACACUUAAUGAUAUUCUUCCCAGGACCAGCUUCACCCAAAGUUCGAUGCUGUGCUGCUGAAAAUUAAUUGGCCCGACAGUCAACACCGACUCUACCUAAAGAUUAACACCAAACUUGUGAUCAGAUUGUGGAAUGCAUUCAUUAGAUCCCUGUGUAGGAAUUCUUGGGUGUUUUUUUUGUGUGAGUAAUCCAGUGAAAAUGUAUGUUUAUGUGUAGACAUGUACAUGAACUAUGAACCUUGUAAUGAAAUGUACUAUAUCAGUUGACUGGAGCGACAGUAAUAUUGAGUCAAAUUUUUGUACAUUGUCAUUCAUUAUUUGAAAAAGAUUAUUUAUACUCAAUGGUAUAGCUUAAUAGUAAAAUUAGCGUCCAUAUUCCAAAAGGCAUGAAAACUGUAAAGUUAAUAUAUGAUUUAUUUUAAAGAAACAAAUGUGACAUGAUUACUAUUCUGUACUUGACAUCUGAUUGGGAUUUUUCAUAAAGCCGUGUAAAAAGUUUAUCGAGGACUAGAUGAAAGAAAGUUCAACUUGGUCCAACCGUUGUGAUUUAACUACCAGUACAUACAACGUGAAUGUGUUUGUAAUUCAACCUUUCCUGUAAUUGAUUGUAUUAUUUUCAUUUUAAGUAUUAUAGAUUUAUCAUCAAAUGUACUCAAAGUCAGAUCAUGGUGCAGAAAAUUUGUGCAAUAUUUAUGACAAAUGAAUUUACUUUAACUUGAUAUUUUCUUAAUAAUCAAAUAAUCUUCCACUAAUUUGCAUUUCAAGUGCCUGUGUUCAAAUGUAUUACAUUAGAUUUUAUAUAUUGUAAUUUGUAUUAAUUCUUGCUUUUAUCACUUUCUGUUCUCUUUUGUAUAUGUGAAGCUUUACCAUAUUCCCCUGCUCAUCUUGAUUUCUUUGAAAUAUUUUUGUUUAUAAUUAAUUAUGACAUGAAAAAUUUCCUGCUCUUAACAGGGAAUAUGCUUUCUUAACAGUUAAUUGUUAACAUUUUCAUGUCCAUUAUGGUAUAAUGUCGCUUUCUAUUCUUUUUAUUGGAAUUGGUUCCGAAUGGUAUAUGUAAAGCUAAAAUAUGACAACAAGUCAUCAGUACACGCAGGCUACGGCUAUAAAACAAUGUUUGUUUAAUGUAAAUUCAAUUUUGGAGGGAAAAAAUGUGCCGACUUAUCCGAAUUUUCAUACAUUUUUAGGUAGAACAUCAUCUGUAUAUUUCAUCUACAUUGUAAGCAGAAGAUACUUGUUUCUGGACAACCCUCAAAUCUCCAUAGAUAUAUUAAAAAAAAAAUCAUUUGGCAAACAAUGUUUUAAGGACUAAAUAGUCCACUUGUGACAGCGUCUGAACGUAGGAUUGAAAUUUGAUACAUUAUUAUAAAACUGCUCAUUGCAAAUACCUUAGAUCUCCUAACUACCUUUCAGUAGGGGGCAAAUUUUCAGAGAAAAGGUACUGAUAAUCUAGAAAAAUGUAGAACCAUGUAUUAUGGAUUUCUUUGGAAAAACGGACACAACCUACAUGUACAAUGCCAUAUGGAAGUACCCCCCCCCCUCCAUUCUUUCUCGUUGGGUUUAUAGCGAUUACAGUGACUAUUCAGUGACUUGGUAAAAUGAGAAGUGGAAAACCAGACAGCUACAAACUUGUAAAGAAGAUAAUUUUUAUCAACGAUUAUGGUGUAAGAGUGUAUACAUUAUUUGUCAGAGAUAUAUAUUUUAAAGCCAAAUUUCACCAUCAUCUUGUGUAUGAUAAUUAAAUGCUUUGUGUUUAUUACCUGUAUA